Messenger RNA from Suillus subalutaceus, 1870 nucleotides. RefSeq lists its product as uncharacterized. The coding region runs from base 117 to 1781 and encodes 554 amino acids. NCBI's taxonomy places the organism in Eukaryota, Fungi, Basidiomycota, Agaricomycetes, Boletales, Suillaceae. The record is from RefSeq and is a predicted model, not a curated record. The transcript has 6 exons.
GCAGUAUUACGCCUUGUUCAAUUUCUUCUAGUCCGGUCGCAAACUGAAUUCAACACUUCACUAGUCUCGCGUUUCGCGCGUUUAUUGGGCAACUUAAAUUCACCAAGCGUUUGCUCAUGCCGCAGCCCCAGUGCAAAAUAAUUGAGGAGCUGCUCCGAAAGCCUUUUGGUCCAUAUCGCGACGAAGAAGUGCUCAGUGCAGAAUGCCAAAGCAAGCCAGGAAAGACACUGGUACUGAAUUCAUUUCAGCUGGCUUACAACGACGAGAUUAUUGGUCUCGAUGAAUCCGAGCAACCUCUAGGUACCGAAGAGGUAGACGCUCGACAGUACCGCUUUCGUGGAAUUCUUAGCAUACAUUCGCCCGUUUGGCUAUCUCAAGUCGGCGUCAAACGAGUGGAAGCAGAGCUCAACCUGCGUGCCAACACGCGCAGCAUGCGUGAAGGGGAACGUCCUACCCCCACAAUAACGAUCGAAGGACUAUUUAAUAAGAAAACAGGAUAUCUUGGGCGUACACCCGUACCAGGUGACAACGAGCUCAGGUUAAAAAUCCAGGGUUUCAAGAACUUCCCAGCUGUCUAUAUGACAUCCAAGCUAGUUCCGGAUGGAUUAUUCUGGCACUCCAAAGACUGUAACCGUACCUACGAAGUUGCAACAAUGGACGUCUACACCUUCCAGCUCUCUGAGAACUUCUUCUGGCGCUACCGUCUCCUUGCCCUCAUGAUAAAGAUCGUUAGAGAGGAACAAACGCCGCUUGAAAAGCGAACCCCUGAGUGGUUUGUGUCCAAAUACCUCGAACGGUUCGCUCAUCCUGCCAGUGAUGAACACGAGCGACUCAUCUACGACUCUACCGAUUCUGAUAUUAUUGAUGUCGACGAAGGCAGGACCCACUUGCCCCGUCACCCAAGGCGAAUACACAGGCGCGAUAUUCUAGGGCUAUUUGCUGCCCAGUCGGAAUGGUUCGUUACUGAUAACGCAGUAAAGCGCAAUCAGAUAUUCCCCUUCAAACCAUGGAAUGCAUUUAGAAAGGAAGUCAGAAAAGCAAGAUGGCAAGCUGCACGCAAUAACGUCGUCUGGGGCUGGCCAAUUGGUCGUGAGCAUCAGCCGGACCUGGAGUCAAACCCAGACAGCGAAGAGGGAGAUGAUGAGGACGACGAAGAUAGUGAGGACACAAGAAAUGUGGUGGAGCGGAAUCCCGUUAUUGGCAAGACAAAUGAAAUCGUGCGCCGUAAAAUCGACAGAGCCAAGACCAGACGAACCCCGCCGUCUGGCCGGCAUGUCAACGAACCCAGUUCGUCGUCAUCCUCAGAUGAACUCGAUCCUGCUAGGGCACAUGCAUAUAUGUCGGAUUUCUCUCGGGAAUCAUCUAGUACUGCUUCUGAUUCUUCGCACGAAUCCGUGGACGAGCGCCUGCCCGAGUUCGGAGAGCUCAUCCCACGCCAGUUGUCUCAGGUCCCGGAGUUUCCAGGCCCCGAUAACCGCUGGUGGUGUCCUGUGCCAGAUUGCGGACACAUGGUUGACUUGCAACAUCUCACACGAGAUGAUAUAAAAGCCCUCUCAGCAACCACCGUCUUCUAUCUCAUGGAGAAGAAAUGGCGGAGUAUUCGAGAAGAUGAGAGAGCUAAAAAAUGUUUUUUUGAAAUGGUGUCUAAGCAUUACGAGGAUCAUUUUGCAGACCUUGGCUUAAGGUUUAUUCAGACUAGGGGAAAGGUCGGAAUAGACUUGAUCAGAGAUAAACGACGUGGUCAGCAGGCGGUGGCUAUCGUGAAGGAGGAACUUACUUAAGAGGCCCCCCUGAUCCCAGUCUGGGGCCCUAUGCACAUAAACUGUAAUAUAGGUAGCAGCCUGUUAAUAACAUCACACGGGACUUAUUG